AUGGCUCACCAUAUGACCGGCAUGAUCGACUAUGGGUUGCCAGUUGGAUACAUCAGCCACUGCAAUACUGAAGGAAAAGAAAUCCCUGUCUAUCACUUAUUCCAAGUUUCCCACCCUAGCUUAUUGAUUGCCAGGGAAAUAUUUGUUGCUAAGGGCAAUGUUUACUUUUAUUAUGGACAUUGCGGGAUCACAUUGAGUGAGAUUGGACAGCUUUGGCAAGUAUAUCAGCUCAGUGAAGUGGAAAUGGCAAUGAUUUGCAAAGUGAUCCUCAAGGGCCUCAGAUAUCUUCACAAAGACCUGGACGUCUGCUAUGGUGGUUUUACAGAUGAAAAUAUUUUAACAACUGAAGAGGGCGAUGUGAAGACCAGUAAGAACCAAUCCGGCACAACGCAGGGUUUAGCUGACUUGGUUACAGCCGGUAUUAGCGAAUCUCUCCUAAAGAAGCCUAAAAAUAGCAUACACAGCAAGGCCAAAGACAUUCAGGCUGUCUACAACGCAGCCCGGAGACUGCUUUGGCUUGAGCGACCAGCUAGAGUACGUGACACGAUUGGCCUGCUUGCUGAGGACUUCGCCGGCGCCCCGCCAACAACCGCUGAUGACUUCCUAGAGGUAAGAACCAUUGGAUAAGUUGGCUGUAUUAACUGCUGACCAAAUUUGCAAGCAUCCAUUUCUACAGACAAGUGCGGUGCCAUGGUGCCUUCGCUCUGUUAAUCACCACCCCUCCAACGGCGUCAACCUUGCCAUAACCCCAUCCCUAGGAUGUACCGUCGCACCCUUCCUGAUCUCCAACUUCGCGUUCGGAUCCCUCAGUUCCAUCUCAAACUUGCCCACCAUCGUGGCAACCAGACAAGCCAGCUCAACCUUCGCAAACCCCUGCCCGAUACAACUCCUCGGCCCAUGAAGGAAGGACAACAAAGCGUAGUUAUUACUCGUCCCGCCGGUCUUAUUCGUGCGUCCUGUGUUGGGAUCGAUCCACCGUUCUGGGUUGAAUGUAGCUGCUUCGGGCCCCC
Molecule: messenger RNA, 1010 nt
Organism: Aspergillus ruber CBS 135680
Lineage: Eukaryota; Fungi; Ascomycota; Eurotiomycetes; Eurotiales; Aspergillaceae
Exons: 3
Coding region: 1-627 (208 amino acids)
Biological process (GO): protein phosphorylation
Molecular function (GO): ATP binding; protein kinase activity
Source: RefSeq, a predicted model, not a curated record